AUGAUUAAGAAAAGUUCUUCAAAAAGUCAAACUGAAAACUUUCAGCAAAAUUAUCGAGCAGGAAUAACUGCAUUUAAAGAAAAUAAUUUUGAACGAGCACUUGAGUUUUUUACUAAGGCGAUAAAGUCGAAUUCGAAAAGUAUUAUAUUAUAUGAUUGUCGCGCUGUCACCUGUGAAAAACUUGGUCUCAUAAAUGAAGCUUUACACGAUGCCGAGUUUAUGAUGAAAUUGGAUAAAUCAUCACCUAAGGGAUAUCUUCGUGCCGGAAAAUUAUACAGGAUGCUAAAUAAUGAAGAUAAGGCGCAAGAGGUUUAUAGUUUGGGAAUAACAAAUGUAUUGAAAGAUGAUCUGUUAUACAAGAAAUUACAUGAACUUAAGGAUAAAAAGCCUCAGGCAAAGGGUUCCAUUACUAAUAAAAAAACAUAUGACUUGAUAGCUUUUUUUCCACCCGAAAUUGUCCAUGAAAUUUUUAAUCUUCUACCCUUUGCAAGUAUUUGUAAGACAUCAGGAGUUUCUAAAACUUGGCGUAUAUAUAUUGUAUCGUCACCUUUCUUUUAUCGUGAAUUGAAUUUCACAAUUGGUCAGCGUUCUUACAUUACUGACCAGACUAUUCGAACGUAUUUGUCACGAGGAAAAUCAUGUAUUAAACAUUUGAUAUGCCGAGGUGCACCGAAACUUACUGAUACAACGAUGCGAUCUCUGAGAUCAAUAUUUGGAAUUCGAUUACAAGGGAUCGAAAUAACUGCUAAUAGUUCGAUCACCAAUAAUUCUAUUAUUACUUUCAUUCGCACGAUUGGAGGACAUUUGAAAUAUAUAAACUUUUCAAAAACGCUUAUUGCAGACACCGGAGUAAAGGCAAUAUUAAUUACUUGCAACAAAUUGGAAACAUUGGAUCUCUCGCUUUGUGAAUAUAUAACCUCAGCAGCUUUUGAUCUUAAACAGGGUCUUAGUCAAUGCAAAGCUACUGAACUUUGUAAUAUCAAUUUAAAUUUGUCUACCGGGGUCUCUGAAAGGACAAUUUCUCAUUUAAUGGAAUUAUUUCCUAAACUUUCAAGUCUUCAUUUACAAGGACAAGGGGCAAUUAUGACAACUCGAUCAAUAGCAAAUUUAAUCAAAUUUCCAAAUUUAAAAUCACUUCAAUUAAAAAAUAUUAUAAAUAAUCGAGAUUUAUCAAUAGAAAAUAUAUUUAGUAAAUUAACUGAUUCCUGUCCAUCACUUUGUGAAUUUACAUUACAGGAUAGUUCAUGCUUAACAGAUAAUUGUAUUCAACAUUUGGUAAUGUCUUGUAAUUUGGAAGUUUUGGAUCUUAAUGGAAGUAUUUCAUUAACUGACGUAACAAUGAAUAAUAUUGGAAUCUAUUGUAAAAAAUUGAAAAUUUUAAGAAUUGGGAAAUCUCCCGGAAUAACGGAUGAAGGGGUAAAAGAAAUUAAUUUUAGUUGGUGUCGAAAUAUUACUGGAUCCGGAAUAGCAUAUUUAAUUCAAAAAUGUAAAAAUUCUUUGAGAAAAUUAUUUUUAAAUGAAUGUUCAUCUAUAUCUCCCGAUGCUGUAUAUUAUGCUAGAGCUGUUUUGGGAACUUAUGAAGGAACUAAAUAUGUGUGUACCAAAUUUAGUGAAGAAAAUAUAGAACGUAAAAAUAUGAAUGAAGGAAUUCAAAAUAUUUAUAUUCGAGAUACUGAAACUCGGAAUACUCCCAAGCCCCAUAUCGUAUAUCGUGUCGAAGUGCACGCAGCAGUUAGAACAUGGUCAAUUUGGAAACGGUACAGUGAAUUUGAGGAAUUAAAUUAUAAACUUGUGAGAAUUUUUCCACUUAAUCCUCCACCUUAUGAGAUGCCAGUAAAACAUUAUUUUCAAUCUACUUUGGGAAAUCCUGCACUGGUUGAAGAAAGGCGUAGAGGAUUGGAAGAAUUUUUAAGAGGUAUUCUUUUUCAUAAGGAUGAUCGUUGGAGGGAAACUGAUGAAUGGAAAGAAUUUUUGGCUAUACCCACCGGAAGGCCACUUGAUGCUUCAGCCAUGUAUACUUCAGAAAGUUGGCUUGAUGAAUGUAAUCAAGCACAAUCGAUAACGAAAGAAAUUAGGUCCCUUCUUAAUCGUCGGGAAACUCAUAUCGCUCGUAAUGAAGUUCAAGCUUCACAUAAUUGUGGAGUACAAGCAAAAAAGAAUUUAACAACUCUUGGUGUAAGAGUAUCUCAACUUGAAAGUGGUUUAAUAGGGUUAGCAAAAGGAACUGGAAGAGAUAGAAAAACAAUGUCAGAAGGUGAAUUAAGGAGACGACAAGAUAUUUUAAAUGACCUUAAAGAUGAAAAGGAUACAUUAACCAAACUUGUAUUGGCUAAUCGUCCGGACAUUAGUAAAUCUACUACACCUGCUAGUUCUGGUGAUCGUGCCUCAUUAUUUCGACAACCAGUUCAACCUAUUUCUAAACGUGCUCCCCCAUCACGACGAGUUUUUGGUAAUACUCGUGCGUUGCCAGCUGAAACAGAAUUAACUCGAGGAUUGGAUAAUGAAGGUCUUGUGAAUUUACAGAAAACUACCAUGGAAGAUCAAGAACGUCAUGUUGAACAAUUUAGUGCCAUACUAAGUAGACAUAAACAACUUGGUUUAGCAAUUGGUCAAGAAUUGGAAAUUCAAAAUCAAAUGUUAUCAGAAUUAGAUGAAGGUAUUGAUCAAACAUCAUCAAAAUUAAGAUUUACCACACGAAAAAUGAAUUCAAUUAAAUGA
Molecule: messenger RNA, 2718 nt
Organism: Diversispora eburnea
Lineage: Eukaryota; Fungi; Glomeromycota; Glomeromycetes; Diversisporales; Diversisporaceae
Source: the annotation of a GenBank genome assembly